AUGGCGCGAGAAAAUCCUGCAGAGAAAGCCCUAGGUCUGCUCCGAAGCAGACUCUGUGACCCUAAUUUCGCCUUCAAAGCUCUCUCUCACGCCGACGACUCAAACUAUAGCAAGUUGAAAUUCUUAGUUUCAAGUUCCAUCACCGAAGCAUGUAACAACUCCAUUCUGCUUCUCGGUCCCCGUGGUUCGGGAAAAAUCGCUGUGUUGGAGCUUGUGCUCAGUGAUUUAUUACAAGAAUAUCCUGAUAUGAUUUCAGUGAUUAGGUUGAGUGGCCUGUUGCAUAGCAGUGACAACUGCGCAUUUAAGGAAAUUGCUAGACAGCUAUGCAUGGAGCAUCAGUUGGUUUUCUCAAGAAUGGCAUCAUUUGAUGAUAACUCCCAGUUUAUGAUAGCCAUGUUAAGGUGUUGUGGAUUAGCACAUAAAACAAUUAUUUUUGUUUUGGAUGAGUUUGACUUGUUUGCUCUGGGAAAACAGAAGUUACUUUAUAGUUUGCUUGAUGCAAUGCAGUCAGUAACAUCUCAAGCUGUCGUCAUUGGUGUGAGCUGCCGACUGGAUGCUGAUAUGCUUUUGGACAAAAGAGUAAGAUCACGUUUUUCACAUAGAAAGCUUUUGUUUCUUCCUCCUGCUAAUGAUGACAUACAGCGAUUGUUGGAGCACAUUUUAUCAUUGCCAACAGACUCAAGCUUUCCUCCAGACUAUGCUGUUGCCUUCAAUGCAAAACUUCAAAAUAUAUUGGCAGAUGAGAGAUUUAAAGAGAUUAUUAGUACAUAUCUGAAUUUUGAUUCAACUGUCAAACAUUUGUUGAGAUUGGUCAUGGACCAUGACACUAGAUUCCGUGCUGUUUCUUAUAUGGAUUUGGAGUCUGGAAUGCUGUCACUAGAAAACUUCAAAGCUGCACUGUCAAAUAUCCAGAGGCAUCCAAAGUUGGAAUGCAUAAAAGAUUGCUCCAUAUUGGAACUUUACAUUCUGGUAUGCAUGAAGAGGUUGGAAGUUAAAGAGCAGAACUCAUACAAUUUCAAUUCUGUAAUGAAAGAGUACAAAAGCAUACAUGAUUCGGUCAAGACAUCUGAUUAUUUUGCAAGAAAUGUUUGCUUACGGGCAUUUGAACACCUUCUACAACGUGAACUGAUUGGCUAUACAGACAAUAGAGGACAAAACCACUCUGUUGAGUUUUCUCCUGUGAAGCUUUUAGUCUCAUUCCACGAACUGCACCAGGGCCUGAAAUCAUAUGGUUCCUGUCCCGCCAUUCUUCAACAAUUAAUGGAUCGUCAAAAAUAGCGGCUGAAGAGACGGGAUUGAUGGCUGGUUAGCUGCUUCGUGUGUAUGA
Molecule: messenger RNA, 1327 nt
Organism: Prunus mume (Japanese apricot)
Lineage: Eukaryota; Viridiplantae; Streptophyta; Magnoliopsida; Rosales; Rosaceae
Source: RefSeq, a predicted model, not a curated record